AUGGUAGCUAAGCCUGUGAAAAUUAUUGCACAAACUGAUCUUGUCAAAUAUAUGUUGAGUUCUCCAAUAUUGCGAGGUAGUUUGGGGAAGUGGAUGUUAACUUUGACAGACUUCGAUUUACAAUACAUUCCAGCAAAGGCUGUGAAAGGUCAGGUUAUUGCAGAUUUUUUAUUUGAUAAUUCAAAUAAUCUGAAUGACCAGGGGGCAAAUGUGCUUGACAUUAAAGUCGAUUAUUGGAAGUUAUAUUUCGAUAGAUCGAAGCACAAAGAUGGUGCAGGAGUAGGAAUUCUCAUUAUUUCACCAGAAGAAAUUUCAUCGGAAUUUCUGUUUGAGUUAAAUUAUCCUUGCUCAAAUAAUAUGGCAGAAUAUGAAGCUUUAAUUUUAGGCCUUGAAAUUUUGAUUGGAAAAGGGACUUUGGAAGUCCAGAUCUUAGGAGAUUCCCAAUUGGUAUUGAAACAGUUAUCGAAAGAGUUCAAAUGUAAAAAUGAAAAGUUGCAAAAAUAUUUGGCAACGACUUGGGAGUUGUUAACAGCCUUUCAAAAAGUUUCAUUGGUCCAUAUCCCGAGGAUCCAAAACGAAAUUGCUAAUGAGUUGGCCCAAAUAGCUUCAAGAUAUAGAAUAGGCCCAGAAACACUAAGAAAGUUGGCAAAUAUCCGUCAAAUAUUAGUGCUUGUGGAUGAAAGAGAAGCUUUGUGUAUGGAUGAAAGGGAAGAUGAUGAUUGGAGGAAACACAUUGCCGAGUAUUUGAGGAAUCCUAGUACUCAAUUCGAUAGAAAAACAAAAUUGUGA
Messenger RNA from Arachis stenosperma, 789 nucleotides. RefSeq lists its product as uncharacterized. The transcript has a single exon. Gene Ontology annotation, molecular function: nucleic acid binding; RNA-DNA hybrid ribonuclease activity. The record is from RefSeq and is a predicted model, not a curated record. The coding region runs from base 1 to 789 and encodes 262 amino acids. NCBI's taxonomy places the organism in Eukaryota, Viridiplantae, Streptophyta, Magnoliopsida, Fabales, Fabaceae.